CAACUUGAAUUGGCGCAACAAUAAGAUUCAAAAAGAUCGGAUCCUCAAAUGAUUGGAACCUGUCCCACUUGACCGAUGGUCCGAUUGCCAGUGUUAAUGGCGGAAGGGCUUAGAGCCCAUGCUACAGAGGACAGAGAGCGAGAAAGAGGCCCAUCUUUGAUUCCAAGUUCAUAUUCACUUCCUUCUUCAGCUCGGAAUCGGAUUCAUUGCCUACAAACGGUUAAACCUCUGAAGCACAGAAUAAUCUGUGUUGUUAAUUAUCUAUCAAUCAAGACCAAAUUCUACCUAUCAAUCAAGAACCAAAUUCCUUCUCUUUUUUCUUUUAUCGGAUAAUAUAUGGCUAAUUUUGCUCAUAAAUCUCCGUCAAACUGUUUUCUCAUUAUUUUUACACUUUCGUUGUUGUUAAUUUCUCCUCCUGUUCUCUCCAAGUCUCGCCGCCCAAUAUCUGACGCAGAGAUUAGGGAAAAGAAAAACGAGUGUUAUGCUGAUAUAGAGAGUGGACUUUGGGGUCAGCAAUGCAAAUCCUCAAUGACGGCAAAGGAGAAUUGUGCUUUGAGAUGCCUUUCACCGGCUUGUUACGAGCUUAUUUACGAGAGUGAUCCGCUUGAAGAAGGGGAGAAAGAUCAUGUUAGAAGCCAAGAAUAUAAGUACUGUAUGUAUAAGGCAUCACUUGGAGAGUCCCUUGAGGGUAUUAAGGGAGCCUUUGAGUACUGAAUUAUUAAGUUAUAACCAUAAAGAAUUUUAGCUAUAAUUAUGACUCGCUUCUUUGUAAAAUUAGCAAAAGUUGAUUGUAAUCUUUCUUUAAUGCAGAAGUGAAGAUUUUUUUUUUUUUAUUUUUUUAUUUUUUGGGGUUUUGGAUUAAUUUGGCCCUGGCCAGGGUUUGAACUCAUAGCUUGGGAUUGAAGUUAGUUGCAGAGGAAAUGUACUCUGCUUAGAUUAUUAGUAACUGGUAAUUGAUUUGCUUAGUAAGUGGUAACCAUAGUUUAUUAUUGCAAUUAGUUGUAAUGCGUUGCAGCUUGUUGGCCCAUGCUUGUAAUGGACUGACAAUAUGGGCCCAGCUAAUUAAGUAAUGGGAAACCAAUUUAAACCUUUA
Jatropha curcas is the source of this 1093-nucleotide messenger RNA. RefSeq lists its product as uncharacterized. Lineage: Eukaryota; Viridiplantae; Streptophyta; Magnoliopsida; Malpighiales; Euphorbiaceae. The record is from RefSeq and is a predicted model, not a curated record.